Molecule: messenger RNA, 2455 nt
Organism: Sander lucioperca (pikeperch)
Lineage: Eukaryota; Metazoa; Chordata; Actinopteri; Perciformes; Percidae
Gene: vps26b
Product: VPS26, retromer complex component B
Exons: 6
Coding region: 482-1483 (333 amino acids)
Biological process (GO): retrograde transport, endosome to Golgi; intracellular protein transport
Cellular component (GO): endosome; retromer complex
Source: RefSeq, a predicted model, not a curated record
GGAAGUAGUUAACAGUGCAGGGGGCGUACAUCCUGAUUAUUUGACAACAUUCACCGUAUUUUCUUAUAGAAAACAAUCAUGUAAUAUAUUUUCACAGCGAGCACUGUGUCCAUUACGGAAAAGACUUGUUUGUAGUCGAAGUAGACUAUUUAUUGGAGACAUUAAGGUCAACAGAAGAAAAACAAGAAACCGCUUAUUUGCUGAUGGACGUAUUAUUGUACGUUUUCGUUGUGCCGUCAUAUUGCUAUUUUGCUUCAUCGGUAUGGACACAUAGCUAGCUAACGUGGAGUUUCUGUAAGAUACCGUCGACUUUUUCUAUGUUUAAUAGUGUGUUUUGUGCUCCGAGAGGGAAGUGAGGUCGCACACCCUGCAGGCCUUAAUGUGUGUUUGUGUUUUCCACUUUGAAACAUAAGCAGUGCUUUUGGAUCAGUUUGCUAACAAGUCAGUUAACGAUAAGAGUUUACACAGCACAGACGUUACAAUGAGUUUCUUCAGUUUUGGACAAAGUGCAGAAAUUGAUGUGGUCCUGAAUGACGCUGAAACGAGGAAGAAGGCUGAACACAAGACUGAGGAUGGAAAGAAAGACAAAUACUUUCUUUUCUAUGAUGGCGAGACUGUCAGCGGAAAGGUGAAUGUCACCCUAAAGAACCCCGGGAAGAGGCUGGAGCACCAGGGGAUCAAAAUUGAAUUUGUUGGCCAAAUAGAGCUGUAUUACGACAGAGGAAACCAUCACGAGUUUGUUUCCCUGGUGAAAGAUCUUGCGAGACCGGGUGAAAUAACUCAGUCGCAGACCCUCGACUUUGAGUUCACUCAUGUUGAAAAGCCAUACGAGUCCUACACAGGCCAGAACGUCAAGCUAAGAUAUUUCCUUCGGGCCACGGUGGUCAGAAGACUAAAUGACAUCAGUAAAGAGAUGGACAUUGUGGUCCACACCCUGAGCACUUACCCCGAACUCAACUCCUCCAUUAAAAUGGAAGUUGGAAUUGAGGAUUGUCUCCACAUUGAGUUUGAGUACAACAAAUCCAAGUACCAUCUGAAGGAUGUAAUUGUGGGGAAAAUCUAUUUCCUGCUGGUGAGGAUUAAGAUUAAGCACAUGGAGAUUGACAUUAUCAAACGUGAGACGACAGGCACCGGCCCAAGUGUAUACCAUGAAAACGACACCAUCGCCAAGUACGAGAUCAUGGACGGCGCUCCAGUCAGGGGAGAGUCCAUUCCCAUCCGGUUAUUUCUCGCUGGUUAUGAUCUGACUCCCACCAUGCGAGACAUCAACAAGAAGUUCUCUGUGCGCUACUACCUGAACCUGGUGCUGAUCGACGAGGAGGAGAGACGCUACUUCAAACAGCAGGAAAUCACGCUGUGGAGGAAAGGCGACGUGGUGAGGAAGAGCAUGUCUCAUCAGGCAGCCAUCGCCUCGCAGAGGUUCGAGGGCUCGGCUGCUUCAGAGAGCGCUUUGGAACAGGCUGCAAGGGAGGAGAGCGGGUAGAGGAGGGCCGCAGCCCUCCCGUCUCCUCUCACAAGACUCCUCAUCGUCUGCGUCGGAGGUGCCCGUCAACUGUACAACAUCUGGUGAAGCAGCUGUUUUUAUUUGUAGCCGCUACUGGUGAAAGGAGCAAGAAGGGAGACCGACAUACAGUAAUACAUAACAGUAUGUGAACAAUGAAACAGUGUGCAUGAGGCAUUCAAAGUGGCUUCAGGCUGCUGGUCUGGUCCUCAUUAAUGCGUUUUUCUUUUCUUUACGGGAAUCAAACUAAUCACCUGUCGCGAUGUCCACUGUGUUAAAACCUCUCAUGUGAUUUUCUUAACAUUUUUAAGCCUUUGGUUAAUGCUUUUUUGGGAUGAAUUAAUUUCUAAUCUCUUAACGCAACUGAAUUGAUGACACGAAUUUUCAUAAACGUGUCUCCAACAUUCCACCUUUAACGAAUGCAUUCCUAACACUGUUAUAAGGUCAAGAAGUCUGAGAUAACUUUGCACUGCUUUAUCUUGCUGAACACAUUUUUCUCUUUGUUUUGUGUGUGUGUUUGCACACAAAAAAAUAACGGAAGCAGAAACUUUCCUUUUUGAGCGAGAGGGUUGAAAUAUUAUCCCACACAUUUGUUAUGUUUUGAUCUGUAAAUAAGACCAGCUAAAACCUUUUGUCCUGUUCCAGCUUGUGUACAUUGAUUAUACAGUACACGGUGCCACACAAUGAUCUUUCAUGCUUUGCCUUGGCGUUCCAGUGGUGUUAGGAAAGGGUGUUUGUAUUAAGGUCUGAUAGUAUGAAGUCCUCUGUAUCCUCUUCAUUAGAGACUUGAAAGUUGUGCCUAAGUGUAUCGAGCAAGUGGAAUCCUCCUGCCUCUAUAACAUAAUUUUAGUCUUUUAACCAGAGAAAAAGUUACAUUAGAACUAUCUAUCUUUUGCAAAAUGCUAAUUAAUUAUUCCUUGUCCCCGAAAGUCAAAUAAAUGGAUGCCAAAUGGG